Kluyveromyces lactis is the source of this 1929-nucleotide messenger RNA. It is a transcript of the gene KEX1, whose product is annotated as serine-type carboxypeptidase. The transcript has a single exon. Gene Ontology annotation, biological process: apoptotic process; proteolysis. Gene Ontology annotation, molecular function: serine-type carboxypeptidase activity. Lineage: Eukaryota; Fungi; Ascomycota; Saccharomycetes; Saccharomycetales; Saccharomycetaceae. Bases 1 to 1929 code for a protein of 642 amino acids. Gene Ontology annotation, cellular component: trans-Golgi network. The record is from RefSeq and is a predicted model, not a curated record.
AUGUCUCUUUGGCUUUUCUUUGUUCAAACGGUUCUUCUCAUUCAAUGUGCAUUGGGAGGUCUUCCAAAUGCCAAGGACUAUUUAGUGGCCCCCGAUUUGUUGCCUGGGUUAAAUGACGUUAAAGAUAAGGAACUUAUCCCGGAAAUGCAUGCAGGUCAUAUUCCCUUAGAUGAUGGUGAUGAUGAUGAUGAUGAUGAUGAGAAAAACUAUUUCUUUUGGAAGUUCCAUGACCUCGCAAAUCAGACGUCUGUCGUCGCAUCCAAAACUUUAAUUAUAUGGUUAAAUGGUGGGCCUGGAUGCUCAUCUUUAGAUGGGGCUCUUAUGGAAUCAGGUGCGUUACGGAUCGAUGACGACGGCGAAGCCUAUUUAAAUCCGGGUUCUUGGCACACUAGAGGUGAUAUUGUGUUUGUGGAUCAACCUGCUGGUACUGGCUUUUCCACGGUAGGUGAUUCGAAAUAUGAUAAAGAUUUGAACCAAGUUUCAAAGCAUUUCAUGAAGUUUUUAAAGAACUACUUCAAGAUUUUCCCUGAUGAUUUGGAUAAAGACCUUGUUUUGGCAGGAGAAUCGUAUGCUGGUCAGUAUAUUCCAUUCUUUGCUAAUGAAAUCCUAAAGUUCAACUCGAAAUUGGACAAAGACGACAAUGAGGAGGAAAGCCGAAGUGGUAAGAAGUACAAUUUAAAGAGUCUGUUGAUUGGAAAUGGUUGGAUUGAUCCUGAUCAACAAUCCUUAUCUUACAUUCCUUUUGCUUUGGAGAAUAACUUAAUUUCAACGAAGGCUGAUUACUUCCCUGAUUUAUUAAAUAUGCAUAGUCGUUGUCAAAAUUUAGUCAAUAAUAAUGGAGGUAAAAAGUUCUCCUUUGAUGAAUGUGAAGAUAUUUUGACCAAAAUCCUUUAUUACACCCGCAGAAAGACAGAUGAAAAUGGGAAUAAAGUUCCUUCAAAUCAGGAGUGUACGAACAUAUAUGAUUUUAGAUUAUUCGAUUCCUACCCAGCUUGUGGAAGCAACUGGCCAGAUGAUUUACCUAGCGUUUCUAAAUUCUUGGGUAAGCCAGGUGUGAUGGAUUCGUUACAUUUGGAUGUUGAUAAAGUCCCACAUUGGAGAGAAUGUGACAGUAAGGUGAGCAGUCAUUUGAAGAACAAGAACACCCAGCCUUCGAUUCAUUUGUUACCCAAUCUAUUGAAACACAUGCAAAUUUUCUUGUUCAAUGGUGAUAAGGAUAUCAUUUGCAACUCAAGGGGUGUGCAGGAUUUGAUUAAAAAUAUGAAAUGGAACAAUCAUACCGGAUUUACUAAUGAUGCCGAAUACUAUGACUGGCAAUACUACGACCAGUUUACAGAUGACACAAUUUCUGCAGGUUUUGUGAAGCACGAAAGUAAUUUGACGUAUGUUUCCGUGUACAACGCAUCGCAUAUGGUCCCUUACGAUAAUGCUUUAAUCAGCAGAGGUAUUAUGGACAUCUAUUUGAAAGAUGUAGAGUUAGUAGUCGGAAAAGACAAUCAAGAUGAUGUUAUUAUCUCAAAAGACUUCGUUGUACACUCGGACCACUCAACAGGAGAAGAGGAAUUGUCAGCUGAUCAAAAACAAGAUGAAGAUGAGAACUCGCACAAGGAUAGACACCGGAACUCUGAUAAAUUCGAAAUCGCUGUCAUACUUCUGGUCGUUUUCUCAAUUACCGGUACCAUUGCAUAUUAUUUCUUGCGUGAACGUUUCAGAAAGCAAAUACAUGCUAUUCUAAUAGAUCCGGAAAAUAGGCCACCUUCAUCAAACAAAUCCGUUGCAUGGGCAGAUGACAUAGAAAACCAGGGCGAUGAUUUUAAGUUAUCCAUUGACGAGGCACCCUCUACUGCGGACAAACCAGCAAAAAACAAAUCUGGUUAUACAAAGGUGCCUAACACUGAUGACGAUUCAUUCGAACUUGAUAACCUAUAA